AUGUUUGGGGAGGAGGCGGUGGCCGUGGAGACGCCGGCGGGAGGUGGGGUGGUUGUCCGAACGCGGAGGUUGGCCCGUGGGGCGUACUGUGUCCUCGCGGACGGCGCCAACAGUCGCCUGCGGAGAGGCAUGGGGGUCCAAAUGGUGGGAGGUGGUGUGAUCCAGCACCUGGUCAGCAUGCAUUUCAGGUCACCCACACUCGCGAAGAUAAUCUCUCGAAGACCAGGGAUGCUGUACUUCGUGUGCGGUCCAGAAGCUGUUGUAACUCUCGUCGUCCACAGUCUCAAGGAAGCCGAAUUUGUUGCCCAGAUACCCUUUUUUCCUCCACUUCAGUCGCUGGCGGACUUCUCCCCAGAGGUGUGCCGCAAUUUGGUGGAAGCCGCAGCUGGGGCGCCGUGUCAUGAUGUUGAUAUUCGCGAUCUUCGGACGUGGGGCAUGCGGGCCCAGGUAGCUGAAAAAUUCAGUGUGGGAAACAGGGUGUUUUUGAUGGGGGAUGCUGCGCACGUCUUUCCGCCAGCAGGCGGAUUUGGCAUGAACACCGGCAUUCAUGACGCGCACAACCUGGCGUGGAAGCUGGCGGCGGUUCUCAAGGGCGUUGCUGGUGAGGACCUUCUGGCGACUUACGAGCAGGAACGGAAACCAAUAGCAGAAAACAACGCUGCCGUCAGCGUGGCCAACUGGGAGGAUGCCAUUCGAGUUCCCGCAGCUUUGGGGCUGGACCCAUCAUCGGCAGCUCUGCUGAACCACUUUGCUUCAGGGGUGGCCGCAAAAUGUUUACCUGCCGGCGCGGCCAAGGGCCUCUUAAAUUUAGGUCUCUUCAUUGGACGGCGGGCCUCAGGGCUGCAUGGCCCAAUGACCCACUGGCGCCGCCAGCAGCUCACUUCGAUAUUUGAAUCGGGAAAGUCGCUCCGGCUCCUUUAUCCUAAUGAGGAUCUUGCAUAUCGCUACGAAAGCAACGCCGUACUGGAAGAAAGCAUCAAGGGGCGUUCGGAGGGCGCUCCCAGCCGAUCGGCGCCUUUCGUGCCGGCCACCCGCCUCGGAGUUCGGCUCCCUCACUGUCCGCUUCUGAUGCGCCGUCCAGCACCACAGGCUGCGAGGACGCCUGGAACAUCGGAUGUCACGGUAUGCGGAGAGGCGAGGCCAGCGGAGGUGUCCACCCUCGAUCUUGUGCCAUCCAAAGAUGUCGCAAUGCUCUUGCUGGUGGGCGACGAUGUAUCAGACGGAUCGUGGGCCCAGGCAGCGGUUGAUCUCCAGAGGCGAGGGCACCGCUUGCAGAUUGCUCGAGUUUGCAUGGGCGCCGCCGAUGUUGGGACCAAGCCCCUUCAGCGAAGCUCAAGACACUGCAGUGCGCCGGUCAGUGCAAGUGGCAACACACAGACAUUGAUCAUUGAUCAUGCCGCCGUUGCGAAAGGGUAUGCAGGAAACGUGCUCAGAGGUGUAGAUGUGGCGGAGGAUGCUGAGGGUCGAUGGAAUGAUGUAAGGGGUGUUGGUGAUGACGGCGCCGUGAUGGUGCGGCCUGAUGGGCACGUGUGCUGGAUGAGUUCGGGGCGGCCGGAAAGAGAUGGAUGUGCAGAGUUGCUCUGGGUCCUGAACAAGGCUUUCUGCAGGUCAGUAGGCAACGCUGAUUGA
Molecule: messenger RNA, 1629 nt
Organism: Ostreobium quekettii
Lineage: Eukaryota; Viridiplantae; Chlorophyta; Ulvophyceae; Bryopsidales; Ostreobiaceae
Source: the annotation of a GenBank genome assembly